This is a messenger RNA of Drosophila serrata, 4546 nucleotides long. Its product is annotated as monocarboxylate transporter 14. NCBI's taxonomy places the organism in Eukaryota, Metazoa, Arthropoda, Insecta, Diptera, Drosophilidae. Gene Ontology annotation, molecular function: monocarboxylic acid transmembrane transporter activity. The record is from RefSeq and is a predicted model, not a curated record. Gene Ontology annotation, biological process: monocarboxylic acid transport; transmembrane transport.
CGCACCAGUCAAGAACAGAGAAUCGGCUAAAAAGACGGAAUUCGGAGUCGAGUCCGGACUGUAAAUCGGGAAUCCAUUCGCAGAUUGUUAUUCUGCCCGAGAAUUCGGACACUCGAUAAAAACACAAUAAAACAACAGAGGCAAAAAUGCAACUGCAGCGAAAAGUGCUCGAGUGUUCGAAGGUGUGAGUGUGUUUGUGUGAGCGCCUUUUAUCGAUCACACGCUUCGCACCACCGCUCGUCCCCUCGCUCCUCCUCCUCCUUCGCCAGCACCUACCUCCCCCUGGUCCCUCCCUUCUCUCCGUGCACUCCAAUUGAAUUUCAAAGCUGAAAAUCGGGAAAUUAUACAAUUGCAUUCGCAAUUACGACGUAUACACGUUCGUACGUACAGCACCCCCGAAAAAAAGCUGAGGAAAUCACAAAAACACACGAAUCAAAGACACGGCAUAGACAGGAGGGGAAAACAAAGUCAGCAGCAAGGAAAAACGCAGAAUAAAAACAAAAACACCACCAGUCGGAAAAAAAGAAACAAGGAAAAGGCAGCGGAAAAGCAAGGAAAACAAACAUUUUAUAGUGACCUCAACUGCAGCUGCAAGUGCAAGUUAAAAAUACACAAAAAACCAAGCGGAAAUAAUGCAAAAAUAGCAGAAAAGUCAAAUAACCCAAAAAGUUAACAGUAAACCAAAAAGCACAAACGGGAGGAACUCAAAAGCAAACUGUUUGGCCCGCCGCACAAAGAGAAUUCUUAAUCGCUCGUAAACCCAUUUAAAUAUUUACUUAAAUAUAUAGGCAUACGCCUCUAUCGUCUGUGAAUUUAUCAAACUUAAAAACGAAAACAAACAACAAAAAGAAAAACGGCGACAAAACUCAAUAACAAUUGACACAUGCACACGCACAGACAAACAAACAAGAGCACAGUUAGAACAAUUGCAGUGGGAGAGCGCGAGUGAGUGAGCCAAGUGAAUGAAAGUGUGAGAGAGCCAAGAUAAAACUUACGCUCCGUCGGUGGGUCUCUCUAUCAUCAUCUCCCCCCACGCUCUCUCUUUCUCUCUCUGUCCCCCAUCUGUUCCACUAGCGGAAUCUCGCUCUCUGCUGCUCCUCCGCUGCUUUGGCCAUUCGCACGCGGGCACCGACGCCAAUCGGACGUUCCUCCUCCUCCUGCUCCUCCAUCUGUCCUUCUCCACUCACACUUUAACUUCUUCGCGAACCGCCUCCGCCGUCGCGUGUGUGUGUGCAGAAAAAGAAAUUCGAGGAAGCCCGGGAAAUCGAAUUAUAAUAAUUCGCCGUAACAAGGUGUAAUUUUCGGUGCACCAUGGUGGACAUAAACACCUCGAAUCCCGGCAAUGCCGGCAGCAACAUAAACUCCGCCUCCUCCGCCCGCCUGCGUCGUUUCGAGCGGACGGACAGCGAGCUGGCGUGCGAAGAGGCGGCCAGGCUCACCGCCGAGCAGAGUCCCGAGGAUGAGGAUAACCAGGACAAUGAGGAUGAGGACGAUGACGAAGUGAGCGACUACGGGGAGUUGCCACCGCCGCCGGACGGCGGUUAUGGCUGGGUCAUCUGUUUCGCCAGCUUUAUGUGCAACAUGAUCGUGGACGGCAUUGCCUACACGUUCGGCAUCUUCCUCGAGGAGUUUGUGGCCUAUUUCCAUGAGGGCAAAGGCACCGUGGCUUGGGUGGGCAGCCUCCUGUCCGGAGUAUACCUCAGUGCCGGCCCCAUUGUCUCGGCGCUGGCCAACAAAUAUGGCUGCCGAGCAGUCUGUAUAGCCGGCAGCAUCAUAGCCUGCAUCGCCUUCGUCCUGAGCACCUUCAGCUCCAAUGUGAGCAUGCUGAUGGCCACCUAUGGAUUCAUGGGUGGCUUUGGCUUCGGCAUGAUCUACCUGCCAGCAGUGGUGGCCGUGGGCUACUACUUCGAGACGAAGCGGAGUCUGGCCACUGGCAUCGCCGUCUGCGGCUCCGGCUUUGGCACCUUUGCCUUUGCUCCGCUGGCCACCUAUUUGCUGGAGGAAUACGGCUGGAAGAAUGCCCUGCUCAUCUUUGCGGGUUUGAUUCUCAACUGUGCCAUCUUUGGUGCCAUGAUGCGACCCCUAACCUAUCCCAAGAAGAAGAAGGUGAAGCCCCUGAUGCAAAGGAUGUACGAGGAGAAGCAGCUUCAAUUGGAACGCGGCUCCUUUGCGGGAUCUCACUUUAUGGUGCAGCUGCCGGAUGGAACCAUGGAGCGAAAACUGAAGAUGCCACUGAAUGCGGAUCCCGGUGUGCAUUCCAGCUUGAAUCUGGAACUGCUGGCUCAACAGGCCGGAGGCGGUGGCCUCCAUCCCGUGUCUACCCUACCGACCAUCACAGAGUCCAAAGUGGUCGAUGUGCAUCAGCAGAAUGGUGCUCAAUCGCCGCCCAAUGGUGACAGCAAUGGCCAGUUAUCCGCCAGAUCUGCAGCUGGAGGUGGCCGUCGGCAGCACAGGGCUUCAGAGUCGGAGAACAGCCCGUAUCAUUCGCAGGAUGCCAUGACCCGGAAUGCCUCACAGCCUGCUUUCCUGGCCGGCGACCACCAGAGCUUGCCCAAAAACGGAUCAGUGCCAUCGUUCAGCCGGGUGAGGAAGACCUCCGCAUCGGAGCGCUAUCAACCUUCGUUGGCUGCCAUUAGGGCUUCGUCGAGGGGUGACUUGGAGGCUGGUGCUGGCGGAGAUUUCAUCUCCUCCAAGCUGUCGCUCUCGCAGAGACAGGGAGGCAGCCAGUCGGGCAGUAGCGGUAAAAUGGUUCGUCCCAUGUCCCGCAAGGAUAUCUUCUACUCUGGAUCCGUGACCAACCUGCCGCAAUAUCAGUCCCAGAAGUCGCUGACAAACUACAGGAACUCGGUGCUCUCCCUAACCAAGUACGAGAAAAGCAUGCAGAGUGUGGCCAAGCUGGAUCCCCUGGCCGAGGCCGAGAAGCAUCGCGAGGAAUACGAUCUGUGUCCCUGCCUGGGCAUUCCCGAUUCCGUGAAAUCCGUUGUGAACACCAUGCUGGACGUGAGCCUGCUCAAGGAUCCCGUAUUCAUGCUAAUCGGAGUCUCGAAUAUCUUUGGAAUGGCUGGCCUCUAUGUACCCUUCGUCUACCUGGUCGAUGCGGCCAAGGAGCAUGAUAUCCCCAAAAACGAUGCUGCGAUGCUGCUGUCCAUCAUUGGCAUCACCAACACCGUGGGCCGUGUGUUCUGCGGCUGGGUGGCGGAUCUGCCGCAGGUGAACUCAUUGCUACUCAACAACUGCUGCCUGCUGGUGUCCACCAUUGCGGUCACAUUGACGCCACUGUGCUACAGCUAUGCAGCCUACAUCACCAUGUCCAUAUUCUUUGGACUGGCCAUCUCGGGAUACAUCUCGCUGACGUCAAUUAUCCUGGUCGAUUUGCUCGGCCUGGACAAGCUCACAAAUGCCUUUGGAUUGCUGAUCCUGUUCAGAGGAUUCGCUGCCCUCAUUGGAACGCCUCUGGCAGGCGCCAUUUAUGACAUGACGCACACCUAUGACCUGCCCUUCUACAUGGCCGGUGCUCUGUUCGCCAUCUCCACGAUAACCAGUUUCCUGGCUCCCUGCCUAAAGCGAUGCAGUCCCGAAGAGGAGACGCCCGUACAUGUGGAGACUCUGACGCCCAUUGACGAGGAGCAGGGCGAGGAUGCCGAGGACGACGAGGACCAGCCCAUCACCAUUGUGCCCAAGAUCAUCAAGACGCUGGCGAGUCCGCAGCAGGAGGAGGGACAUCCGCAGUUCCCGCAGAAAACGAAUGAAUCGAAGCUCUAAACGGGAUCAGCUGGAUCAGUGUGAGAAUAUGAUGAAGAAUUUAUGGGUCAUUGCGAGGGGGCUCAAGAUCCGGUGAGAUAUUUUUCUAUUUACUUAUACAGCAAAUAACGUGGAGAAGGAGAUGAUCAGAGAUCGAGCGCACCUAUAUACAAAAGCAGAGGAAAUGCAGGCGGAUAUAUAGAUAUAUACCCGUACCACACAUAUAUAUAUAUAUAUACCUUUAAGCCUAGGCAACGACGGAGCGGAGGACGUGAUGGAGAUGAAGAAAUUGAACUUUUCUACCAAGAGAACUCAGCUUAGCUUGCGAUAAGAUAGAGAAAUCAACCUUCGGCUAUAUAUAUAAACUAUAUUACGCUCAUAAAUUACCGAUCGAAAACUGAUACUGAUCGUUUUUUUGUAGAUUGCAACUGUUAUACAGCAACCACUAAAUAUUGUAAAGCAACUUCUAUUAUUAUAAUUAUAAUUUGUUUGUUAAAGCCCUACGAUUACUAUGAUUACCACUAUUAUUACUAUUAAAAAUUAUUGUGUACGUACUACUACCAUAUAAUAGUUGUUGGCCAGGUGUUAUAAAUGUGUCAUAACUUAGCGAUAUAGCGUGUGUGUAAACUGUACAUCGUAGCAAAGUAGAAACGAGAACCGGAAGGUGGCCCCGAUUAACUUAAAAGCGGCAGAGCAACUAUGGCAAAACUAAUAAAUUGUAUAUUUUUUAAGCAGAGAGAAAGAGAGUUGAACGCUACACAAACUAUAUUAAAGAAAGAAAAGCGAAGCGACACAAAGAACCGCA